Molecule: messenger RNA, 1582 nt
Organism: Jaculus jaculus (lesser Egyptian jerboa)
Lineage: Eukaryota; Metazoa; Chordata; Mammalia; Rodentia; Dipodidae
Gene: Glmp
Product: glycosylated lysosomal membrane protein
Exons: 6
Coding region: 40-1260 (406 amino acids)
Cellular component (GO): lysosome
Source: RefSeq, a predicted model, not a curated record
UGACAAGUCUCUUCGGAGGGCUCCCUUGGCUGCCGGAACAUGUGUGGCCGUGGGCAGCUCCGCUGGGGCUGGGGACAUGGCGCCCCAACCCUCACGCUGCUUUUCAGUCUGCUGGUGUCUGCAGCUCCUUCUGGCGUGCUGGGGGAGGGCACGCGCCAGGUGUCUCUGCAGGUGAUCCCUAGCUGCCCAGGCUGCCCCCAGAGCCUGCUUCACAUCCGGGCAGUGGGUGCCAACUCCACGCUGCACUAUGUGUGGGGCAGCCUGGGGCCUCCAGCAGUGGUGCUGGUGGCCACCGACACCCCCCUCAGUGUCCUGAGCGUCAACUGGAGCCGCCUUCUGUCUCCUGAGCCUGACGGGGGCCUGACGGUGCUCCCCAAGGACAGCAUCCAGUUUUCUUCUGCCCUUGUCUUCACCAGGUUGCUGGAGUUCGACAGCACCAACAUCUCUGAGGCAACAGCCGAUCCCCCAGGAAAGCCGUACCCUCCAUACUCCUUGGCCAAUUUCUCCUGGAACAACAUCAAUGACUCACUGGAUCCUGUCACCCUGAGCGCCAUGUUUCAAGGCCACCCUGUAGAUGACCCUACAGGGGCUUUUGCCAAUGGCAGCCUGGCCUUCAAGGUCCAGGCCUUCUCGAGACCUGGCAGGCCCACCCAAGCCCCCCGACUCUUGCACACGGCAGAUACCUGCCAGCUAGAAGUGGCCCUGGUUGGGGCCUCAGCCCGAGGAAACCAUUCCCUGUUUGGCCUGGAGGUAGCCAUGCUGGGGCACGGUCCUGACUGCCCCUCAGUGCAAGAGCAGCGCUCCAUUGACGACGAGUAUGCACCUGCUGUCUUCCAGUUGGACCAUGUGCUGUGGGGCUCCGACCCAUCUGGCUUUGUGCAGUGGCGGCCAGUGGCUUUCUCGCAGAAGCAGGGGGGCCGAGAAUCAGCCUUGCCCUGCCAGGCGUCCCCUCCUCAUCCCACGCAGGCAUAUUCUGUCCCUCCCUCACCCAUUGUCCAAGCCUUCUUUGGAUCCCAGAACAAUUUCUGUGCCUUCAACCUGACAUUUGGAGCUCCCACAGGCCCUGGCUACUGGGACCAACACUACCUCAGCUGGUCGAUGCUUCUGGGUGUGGGCCACCCUCCGGUGGAUGCCUUAUCGCCCCUAGUCCUGGGAAUCAUGGCAGUGGCCCUGGGGGCCCCGGGGCUCAUGUUGCUUGGGGGAGGCCUGGUUCUACUGCUGAGCCACAGGCAACACUCAGAGUACCAGUCCAUCAACUGAGCCCCACCCCCUAGAGGCCUGGACAGCACUGGGCCUACUUUGCUAUGCCUCUGACUGCCGGAGGUUGGAGAGUCAGUGUUCUAGCUCACUGUUCUGCAGGCCUCAGAGACUGGCCUCAACUUACUGGAGACCCCCGGUUGGAGUGUCCUUCCGACCUUAUGGAGGGACUGGGGUUGUUGAUAAAGGGGGGGGAUCCCUGUGUUAUUUCCUCCUUGUGUCACUGACCUUUCCUCAUUUCCUCUGGAGGAGAAUUGAGGUCCUACGUGACAGCCAUUGGCUGGCUACCCUAAGGGGCAUAAAAUAGAUUUUUUUUUCUUACCAA